CCCAUUUGAGAGAUUCUCAACUGGAAACUACAGUGUGAAGUCAAACGUUCAAAGUAUCCUGUAACUCGUGAUGGAAACGUUUGAAUCCCAGAUGAGAGAUCCUCAAGUAAAAACUGCAGUGUAGAAUCAAAUCUUCCAAAUUUCUACAUCUAUCUAAAUAGGAUUAAUAAACAAUCUUAUAAACGACUAUGUAAGAGCAUUUCAAUGACUUAAUUUGAACUAGUCAAAGAUUCUAGUCACUAUACCAAAGAAUUUAUCUGAGAUACACACGUACCAAAGAAAUUUAAGUAUAAGACAAGCUUCUUCAAGAUGUAUUCUAUGGAUAAUUUGGAAUUAGACAUGAUGAAUCGCCAGUACAUGUACGAGGCUCAUAGUUUCCUUGGAAAUCCUGCGAUUCCAGCUCUGCCACCGCAUUGCGGAGCACCUACCACGGCUACGCUGCCUUCGAUUCCGUCGCAGCUAGCUUCUCAUACUGCUGGCAGUACUGGAAGUACCAGUGGCAGUGAAAUUUAUUUAUAUGACGAGAACAGCACCGACAAUGAGAGCGCUUACAGCAGUGACCAGGAAAACCACACCAGAGAUGUAAUAAUGAUUUCUAGACGAAGUCAGAGCAACAGAAGGAACGGGGCAACGGGAAAAAGUCCAAGGCAGGCGGUGCAACAGAGGCAGGCUGCCAAUAUGAGGGAGAGGAGACGUAUGCAGAAUAUAAACGACGCCUUUGAAGGCCUUAGGGCUCACAUACCAACUUUGCCCUACGAAAAGAGACUCUCUAAAGUAGAUACAUUAAAAUUGGCGAUCGGUUACAUAAAGUUCCUGAACGAACUGGUCAGAGCUGACAAGGGCAACGAUCCUCUGACAGGAAACGGAGGUCUCUCGAGGUGCUCCGGUCGAGACGACACUAAGAAGGUCAUAAUUCGUGGCAGCGAGGGGAACCCAUUCAUUUUCCAUUCUUUGUCCUGGUCUAGGAAGUCGGACAUCUCCCCGAAUGGGACGAUGUACGCGAAAGUCUGGACCCCGGAGGACCCAAGAACAUCAAAGAAUGGCUCGACAUUCGAAUAAAGUGCUCAGGUGUUAAUUAUUAAGUGCGUCGAGCCUGUUAUUUAGUAUCUAAGGACAGAAAUUUCUAGUCGAUCAUUCAUUUUUCCUAAUUUUUAAUCGUACCAAAAGAACAACAUUUGUUAACAAAAAAAAAAUUAUGCUAAUUAAUUAUCCUGUAUCUCUAGUCGAUUUUAACACGGUUGGACAGUAUUAUUAAAUUAUUAUUGUUAACAUUAUUUAGUUGUCCUAUAUAUAGACAGUAUCGUUCUUUAAAUUAACGUGUCAAUGGAAUUUCAGAUAGGAAUUAAAUAAGAAAUUCCUAUAGAAUGUGAAGAACAUGUGUAACUUCUUUCAGUUUUUUUAGACGUGCUCAAAAAACAGCGAAUCUACGCUUAGUAAAUAGAGGAAAAGGAAAUACAUAAAAAUUCUGUCAGGAGUUUUUCUCUUCUUUUAAGUAAUCCAUUGAUUUCUCUAUUGUCUGACAGAAUUCAUGUUACUAUUGUACAUAUAAAGUGAGUAAAAAAGUGUAAGCAGAUAUUGUUUGUACGUGAAAUGUGAAUAUGCAACAGAAUGAUUGUCAACGUGAUUGCCAUCCAAGCCAAAUAAAGUAGGUUCUUCAAGUUUCAAACUGUUUCAUCUUUU
Molecule: messenger RNA, 1680 nt
Organism: Bombus impatiens (common eastern bumble bee)
Lineage: Eukaryota; Metazoa; Arthropoda; Insecta; Hymenoptera; Apidae
Gene: Fer1
Product: pancreas transcription factor 1 subunit alpha-like
Exons: 3
Coding region: 310-1059 (249 amino acids)
Biological process (GO): regulation of transcription by RNA polymerase II; developmental process
Molecular function (GO): RNA polymerase II transcription regulatory region sequence-specific DNA binding; protein dimerization activity; DNA-binding transcription factor activity, RNA polymerase II-specific
Source: RefSeq, a predicted model, not a curated record